Molecule: messenger RNA, 1413 nt
Organism: Sitophilus oryzae (rice weevil)
Lineage: Eukaryota; Metazoa; Arthropoda; Insecta; Coleoptera; Curculionidae
Gene: Hydr2
Product: abhydrolase domain-containing protein 2
Exons: 6
Coding region: 1-951 (316 amino acids)
Biological process (GO): acylglycerol catabolic process; medium-chain fatty acid biosynthetic process; medium-chain fatty acid catabolic process
Cellular component (GO): sperm flagellum; sperm plasma membrane
Molecular function (GO): acetylesterase activity; monoacylglycerol lipase activity
Source: RefSeq, a predicted model, not a curated record
AUGAGUGUUUUAUGCAUUGGCUACAAAACGAGUAGAGACUCCACCGUACAGCACUUGAGACACGAUAUUUCGAUAGCCAUAUGUCCUGGUAUCUGCAACACAUCAGAGUCCGUGUAUAUACGAACCUUUGUUCAUUGGGCUCAGUACCAUGGCUACAGAUGCGCCGUUUUGAACCACGUGGGAGCCCUCCCCAAGGUACCAGUAACGGCUCCGCGAAUUUUUAGUUACGGAAAUACAGAUGACUUCCACGCUAUGCUCCUGAAUUUGAUCAAUCGUCAUCCGAACACAAAACUAGUCUGCGUUGGAUUUAGCCUAGGUGGCAAUUUAGUUACAAAAUAUUUAGGAGAACUAGAAAAAGUAAAACAUCCCAAUAUUAUCGGCGGAAUAUCGAUAUGUCAAGGAUACGACGCUAUUGAGGGUACAAAGUGGCUCCUGAAUUGGCAGAACUUCCGUCGUUUCUACCUGUACGUCAUGACCGAAAAUCUAAAAAAUAUCAUUCUGAGACACAGCAAAGUAUUAUUGAGCGAGGAAAUUAAACAGAAGUUUCAACUUGUUGAGAACGAGAUCAUUUCUGCUGCGACACUGCCUGAACUAGACGAAGCCUAUACUAGAAAGAUACACGGAUUCAGCACAAUUACUGAGCUAUACAGAUGGAGUUCGAGUGGCAAUUAUUUGUCAAAUAUUGAGAAACCGAUUAUUUUUGUCAACGCGAAAGAUGAUCCGAUUGUGCCCGAACCGUUGUUGGAACCUAUAAGAAGCGUUGCAGCUGAAAAACCGAACGUGCUUUACAUCGAGCUGGCCCACGGCGGCCACCUCGGCUUCUACGAGGGAGGUUUGAUCUACCCCAACCCGGUAACAUGGUUGGAUCGCACCCUGGUCGCUCUAAUCGGAAGCCUGGCCCUACACUACGACGACAAAAUCGUCAAAACGAGGGCGAGCCUGAGCAUUUAACCGUCUUUGUUUUCCUGUAUGUAUUAUUUUUCCUUGCAUUAUUAAACCGAAGGCACAAGCUAGCCAAUAAUCAACAAGUCUUCGCGCCUUCGACUGUGUGUCUAAUAAAUAUGAAGUUGUCGAGUGGACAGAGUAUUCGGUACUCCAGAAACAGUGAUCUCUGUAUUUUUUGUUCUUUUUUAUAGAUAAGUAUCGCGAUAUACUGGUGGGUAUCUGUUUCCGUAUUAAUGAAAAAAGAAUUAACUUGCAUAGAUCUAAAAAGGAACUAAUGCAUUUAAAGGGGCAUUCCAAGGUUCUCGUGCAUUUAUUCUUCUUUUUGUGUUAGUACAUCGCGAGAGAAUAGAGGCGUUUCAGUUACAGUUUCAUACUAUAGGCUAAUUCUACGAUAGUAAAGUAAGGUAAUUAUUGGGAAAACUGGAAAUCGUCCGAUUUUCACCAAGAUUGGUAUACAGAAUUUUUCUU